This is a messenger RNA of Microplitis mediator, 923 nucleotides long. It is a transcript of the gene crcp, whose product is annotated as DNA-directed RNA polymerase III subunit RPC9. Gene Ontology annotation, molecular function: nucleotide binding. The record is from RefSeq and is a predicted model, not a curated record. The transcript is spliced from 3 exons. Gene Ontology annotation, cellular component: RNA polymerase III complex. NCBI's taxonomy places the organism in Eukaryota, Metazoa, Arthropoda, Insecta, Hymenoptera, Braconidae. Gene Ontology annotation, biological process: transcription initiation at RNA polymerase III promoter. Bases 178 to 573 code for a protein of 131 amino acids.
AGCUUAAGAGCGGGUGGGGGCUGCUUCGGAGGCAACUGCGUGAUAAACAUGACAUAGCCUAUACACGUGCAUAGUUUCUAUAACUAUCGGAGUCAUUGAUAAAUUCAUGUGCUGUUCGUUUAAAUAUAUAAUUAUUUGAGUCAGGUUAUUAAGUACAGUGAUUAAUUACUUAUAAUAAUGGAAGUAGUAAACGAAAAUGUUGCAUAUCUGAGUAAUUUUGAAGUACUGGAGGUACUGAGAGGAAUAAAAGCCAAUAAAGAACAAAAAUCUAGAAGUCAAUUAGCAACAAUAACUUAUGAAACAGUUCGAUGCUUAGAAGAAAGUACCUGCAAAACUCAAACCCCUGAAAAAAUUCAAGAAUUUAUGAAGGCUCUUAAAUCAUUUAAAUUGACUAAAUGUGAAAAGUUGGCUUUAUUAAAUUUAUGUCCAAAGACACCAUUAGAAAUGCAAUUGAUUAUCGAAGAUAGUGAAGAACGUUUGAAUGAGAGUGAAGUUGAAAAUCUGUUGCAAUUAGUUGCAACACACUUGGGAGAGCCUGAAAAUCAGGAUGAGGGCAUGGAGGAAGCAAGUUGAUUGUUUUUUUAUGUACAUUUUUUUCUUUUAUUGUUAAUAUCUGAGGUGUCGUGAUAAAUAUUGUGCGAUUAUAUGACAAGAAUUCUAUUGACUGAUCAUCUCUUCUGGUCUCCCAAGUCAUCAAUUGAGUCUUCAUCAAUCUGUAAUUAAAAAUAUUUAUUAUAUAAACAAAAUAAAUUUUAAUUAAUUUAAAAAAAAAUAAAAAUUACUUGUGGCCAUUUUUCCGGAAUAACAUCAAACAAAUCGUCUUUUACAUCUCCUUGAAUGACUAUUUCAUCAUCUCCAGUUACACUUGAACCGCAAGCAAAUUUGCUUCCAAAAAAUUUAGCCGCAACCUUUAGAUCAAUAUC